UGAUUUCAGGAUUUAUGCGAGUUCGGCGAGUUCGGGUCUUUGAGGUAAAGGAAUCUUUCUUGCAAUUUGUUUAUUAAAUUGCAAACCAUGCUUGGUGGCUCUAUCCAAAUCUCGGGUGAAGAACUGGCUACUCUUGAAGUUCGUGAUAUUUGUGAAUCACUGAAGACGAAUUCUAUCAAACUGCUAUCACUCAGAGGAUGUAAGCUCGAAGACAAAGAUUUUCGGAAACUGAUGAAAGCAGUUGGACAAUGUGGAUCCUUGUUACAAUUAAAUUUGAAUCUUGGGGUUGCGAAUGAUCAAUCACGAGUGACUCUUCUUGCUGAUGCCUUGAAUCAGAACAGAAGCUUGGAGUCACUAUUUUUACAUGGUACUCAACUUGGAGAUGUUGGUUUGGGAUUGCUAAUCAAAUCACUGGCUCAUCAUCCUUCGUUAUCUUGUUUGGAUGUCGGAGAUUGUCUCAUCACUGAUACUGGAAUCCGAUUACUUGUUACAUUACUUCCUCCAGAUGGCGCAAAAGCAGGAUUGUCAGAACUUACUUUGAGUGCCAACACAGCCAUUACACAAGCGGGUUGGUCAUUACUUUUCUGUGCCAUAUCAGCCAGUUCAAGAUUGAAAGUUUUGAACAUAGAUUACAAUAAUAUAGGAGAUUAUGAGGCAGGAUUGUUUGCUGUCUCUCUUGCGAGUAGUAGAUCGUUGCAUACUGUAGACAUAGAAGGAUGUGGAAUAACGGACAAAGGUGCAAUGGUGAUCCUUGAAAUGCUUGAAAACUAUCCCACACCUUUACGGGACUUGGUUUUAGCUGGAAAUGAUAUUAAUGAUGCAAUACUCGAUGAUAUAGAAAAUUGCUUGAGAAUGGAUGAAGACCCAUAUUCUAAAGAUAAAGAAGAAUGGUCACCACAAUCAGCAAGACCGAUAUUGAACAGGACAAAAUCACCAAAAACUCAACAACAGUCUGCUCCUGCAAUGUUUUGAAUCUUUAAAUUCAAAAAAAUGAAAUGUUGAGGUUUACUGGAAUUUGAAUCAUUUUUUUCGUCAUUUCAUUUGUGUAGUAAGUAAAUUAGUAAUUGCACACUUUUUAUAAAUAUAUUCAGAUUCAUGGGAUGAAUUCAAAUUCACAUAUUAAUUAAGUCGUCUAAUCAAACAGGCAUUGAAUUCAUGUACACUAUUUUAAGGAUGAUUUUCACCAAAUACAUACAUUUUAGUAAUUACUACUUUUUCACUUGUUUAUUGUACUAGAAUGCUUUGUCACUAGUUUUAUCAUUAUGAAAAUUAUUUCACAUCAAUUGCUUAUUCAUAAAGAUCGUGAUAUAUAUCAUGUUCUACAUUUAUUCACUGCAUAUCGGAUCAAUGAUAUUUUAAUAUUUUGUAAUAAAUUGUGUUUGUUGAAUAUAAUUUUGAUAUAUUUUUUCAAUGAGUGGCAAAAUUGUUUUACUAUUUUAUAACACUGCUGACCAUAUUUAUAUUUGGUGGAUAUUUUGCAAUAGUUUCUGUGAUAUUAUACUACCUACUGUUUAAUAUUAAGGUUUUCUACCAUAAAUCGAGAAAAUGUUCAGCCAAAGGCGUGUUAAUUUGUCUUAAAAAUAUAUUUGCAUCUGCAUCUGCAUUUUUUACUUGUUCAAUAGUAGUUUGUACAGUUGGAUCAAGUAUAUGAGCUGUUUUAAAUUAGUUUUCAUUAUUUGCGGAAUUCUCAAAUUUAGGAAAUCUUAAUCUAAGCAUGGUUUUUUGCAUAAUUAAACGAUUUAGAACUUUGGAAAUGAAUUGUAAGUUGAAUCCAAGAUCAGAAAAUCUUUAUCUCUAUGAUAGGCAGAGAUCUGCCUAUGUUUUCUGAUCUUGGAUUCAACUUGCAAUUCAUUACCAAAGUUCUAAUCGUUUAAUCUUCAAAUUUCAGAUUUCCAUGAUUCUAUUUACUGCAUGGAAUACACCUUUUAAUAUCAGGUAAUAAUUUUAAUCUGCAUUUUUAAAACCCUAAUUUAGCAAUUUAGUUAUCAUGAUUCAUGAGAUUCAUUUUUUUUUAUCUAGUAAUCCCCUGCACUAUAGAUUAUAGAAUCAUUUCAUUUGUAGAUUUUAUUCGCUUAUUGCACAAGUUCUUUUUCUCUUCUUCUAGUUUAUCAUGUUGCUACUGUCUGUCAUUGUGAUUUCUUAUUCGAAAAAU
This is a messenger RNA of Styela clava, 2152 nucleotides long. Its product is annotated as leucine-rich repeat-containing protein 73-like. The record is from RefSeq and is a predicted model, not a curated record. NCBI's taxonomy places the organism in Eukaryota, Metazoa, Chordata, Ascidiacea, Stolidobranchia, Styelidae. Gene Ontology annotation, molecular function: protein binding.